Molecule: messenger RNA, 907 nt
Organism: Polyodon spathula (Mississippi paddlefish)
Lineage: Eukaryota; Metazoa; Chordata; Actinopteri; Acipenseriformes; Polyodontidae
Product: maleylacetoacetate isomerase-like
Exons: 9
Coding region: 86-736 (216 amino acids)
Biological process (GO): glutathione metabolic process; L-phenylalanine catabolic process
Cellular component (GO): mitochondrion; cytoplasm
Molecular function (GO): maleylacetoacetate isomerase activity; glutathione transferase activity
Source: RefSeq, a predicted model, not a curated record
UCUGAUUGGCUGCAAAUUAAGUGAACUUUCAUUCAAUGGACUGACUGUUCAGAUUAUUGUAACGAGCUAUAAUCUCUGUUAAACCAUGGCAACUCCAGACAAGCCUGUUCUGUAUAGUUAUUUCAGGAGCUCCUGUUCCUGGAGAGUUCGGAUCGCUUUUGCACUGAAGGGUAUAGAUUAUGACCAAGAAGCAGUUAAUCUUAUAAAGGACGGAGGGCAACAGCAAUCAGAGAAGUACAAGGCAUUGAACCCUAUGCAACAGGUGCCAGCACUCUGCAUUGAUGGAAUCACCAUCUCCCAGUCGCUGGCCAUAAUUCAGUAUCUUGAAGACACCAGACCCGGCCCACCUCUUCUACCUCAGGACCCGAAGAAGAGAGCCCAGGUGCGGAUGAUUUGUGAUCACAUCGCCUCCGGCAUUCAGCCACUACAGAACCUCUAUGUAUUACAGAAAAUAGGUGCUGAAAAGGUGGAGUGGGCACAACAUUUCAUCGUCCGUGGGUUUCAAGCUCUUGAGCACAUCCUUCUGCAGACAGCAGGGCGGUACUGUGUUGGUGAUGAGAUUUCAAUGGCCGACAUUUGUUUGGUUCCACAGGUUUAUAACGCUGAGAGGUUUAAGGUUGACCUGACACCUUUCCCAACUAUAAAGAGGUUAAACGAGACCCUGCUCGGAUUGGAAGCGUUUCAAGUAAGUCACCCAUCACGCCAGCCUGACACCCCAGCAGACCUUCAAGCGUGAGAGCAACACAAACCAGCCACGAACGCUUCGGAUCCACGGCGCAACGACCACACGCUGAUGUUCAAGACGACAGGAUUAAAAGAUUAUAUUGCGAUCUCAGACAGAGGGAAGAGGGGGAAAGAGAUAUGUUGUGUUUCAUAUGCCAUGGUUAAUAAAGUAAUGUGAAAAUGA